This is a messenger RNA of Hordeum vulgare subsp. vulgare (domesticated barley), 2691 nucleotides long. Its product is annotated as pentatricopeptide repeat-containing protein At3g09060. NCBI's taxonomy places the organism in Eukaryota, Viridiplantae, Streptophyta, Magnoliopsida, Poales, Poaceae. Gene Ontology annotation, molecular function: protein binding. The record is from RefSeq and is a predicted model, not a curated record. The transcript has a single exon. Bases 348 to 2468 code for a protein of 706 amino acids.
AAUUUUUGUGAGGAGAAUCCACAAAUAAAUAAAUGAAGUACACUCGAAUGACUGGGCCAGGCUUUGCACCAUUUCCGCCAAGUGAACGCCAGGCCUUUUGAGCGCCUUCCGGCGAGAUUAGAACGCCGUUCAGUUGACAUAGAGGCCCAGUCGUUUCAGAACUUGCUCUCGUCGUUCCCUCCUCCGACAUUGCCGGCCAGGCCGCAGGGCCAGGAUGCGAUCUUGAGCCAACCCAAAAACCCUAGCCCCGCGCCGCCGUCACCUCACAAGCCGAACCGCAACACCCCCAAACGCCUGGCGAGCCCGUGCGUGCAGCCGCCGCGCGCGGCCACGGUCCGCUCAACCCGAUGCCGCAGCCCGAGCCGACGCAGCCCGGCGCCGAGACGCCGCCCAUCCGCCGCCUCCUCGAGCUGAUCAAGUCCGAGCCCGACCCCGCCUCCGCGCUCGCCCACCUGGAGCUCCUCGUCUCCACCUGGCCGGCCUACACGCCGCCCCAGCCGCUCCUCUUCCACCUGCUCCGCCGCCUCGCCACCUCCGCCCCGGCCCGCCUCCCGCGCCUCCUCGGCCUCCUCCCGAGCCUCCGCCAUCGCCCGCGCUUCUCCGAGUCCGCCGCGCUCGUCGUCCUCUCCGCCUUCUCCCGCGCGCUCAUGCCCGACGCCGCGCUUGCCGCCUUCCGCCGCCUCCCUGCCUUCCUCGGCUGCAACCCGGGCGUCCGCUCCCAUAACGCCCUCCUCGACGCUUUCGUGCGGGCCCGUCGCUUCUCCGACGCUGACGCGUUCUUCGCGUCCCUUUCCCAUGGCGCCUUCGGGCGCCGCAUUGCCCCCAACCUCCAGACUUACAACAUCAUCCUCCGCUCCCUCUGCGGACGUGGGGACCUCGACCGAGCCCUGAUGCUCUUUGACUCCCUUCGCCGCCGCGGAGUUGCUCCAGACCGGGUCACCUACUCCACUCUCAUGUCUGGGCUUGUCAAACACAGCCGCUUGGACAUGGCACUCUACCUGCUCGACGAAAUGCCCAGCUAUGAAGUACAGCCUGAUGCGGUUUGCUACAAUGCUGUGCUCGGAGGCUGUUUCAGGAGUGGUGAAUUUGAGAAAGCAAUGCGGGUGUGGGAGCAGCUGGUGAGAGAUUCGGGUGCAAGCCCCAACCCCUCCACUUAUAAUGCGAUGCUUGAUGGCUUGUGUAAGCUUGGGAGGUUUAAGGAGGCGGGUGAGGUAUGGGAGAGGAUGGUGGCAAAUAAUCACCAAGCUGGCUUGGUUACGUAUGGGAUUCUGAUUGACGGUUUGUGCCGGUCACGGGACGUGGAUGGUGCGGCAAGGGUAUAUUCAGAGAUGAUCAAGGCUGGGCUUGUUCCUGAUGUUGCCAUAUAUAAUUCGCUCAUCAAGGGGUUCUGCCAAGCUGGGAGAGUAGGAGAGGCUUGGAAAUUCUGGGAUUCUACCAGUGUUUCUGGCUUACGUAAUGUGAGAACUUAUAAUAUAAUGCUGAAGGGGCUCUUUGAUGGUGGUAUGCUCGAUGAAGCUAAAGAAUUGUGGGAGCUAUUGGAGAAAGACAUUUCGUCCUCUCCUGACAUGGUGAGUUUUGGCACUAUGAUCCAUGGGUUAUGUGAGAAAGGCUUUGCUAACAAGGCACUUCAAAUCUUAAUGGAAGCGCGGACCAGUGGUAAAAAAAUAGAUUCAUUCUCGUAUUCAUCCAUGAUAAGUGGACUGUGCAAGGAUGGGAGACUAGAUGAUGCAGUUAUGUUAUAUGAAAAGAUAUCUGUGGAUGGCUGCAAACUGAAUUCUCAUAUUUACAAUGCACUAAUAAAAGGGUUCUGCCAAGCAUCUAAGUUUAGUGAUGCUGCAAGAAUAUACGGCGAGAUGGAAAACAGUGGUUGUUCUCCUACUGUCAUCACUUACAACACUCUAAUAGAUGGACUAUGCAAGGCUGAAAAGUAUCAAGAUGCUUCAAGCUUUACAAAGGAAAUGUUAGAGAAAGGUUGUAAACUAGAUGCCAAUACUUAUGCUUCAUUGCUUCGUGGUCUUUGUAGAGACAAAAAGAUUGAUGCUGCCCUUGCUCUGUGGAAUCAAGUUCUUGAUAAGGGUCUUCGGGCAGAUGUCAUGAUGCACAACAUCUUAAUCCAUGGUCUUUGUUCUUCUGGGAAAGUAGAUGAAGCUUCACGUCUUCUCUCUGAGAUGAAAGAGAAGAAUAACUGCCACCCAAAUCUAGUGACCUAUAACACACUCAUGGAUGGAUUUUAUGAAAUGGGUUGUUUUGACAAAGCAGCGUCUCUGUGGACAGCUAUUUUAGAAAAUGGUCUGGUACCCGAUAUAAUUUCAUAUAAUACAAGAAUUAAGGGUCUAUGCUCUUGCCACAGAACACCUGAGGGCGUUCAAUUAUUGGAUGAGGUGCUUGCACAAGGAAUUGUACCAACAGCCGUCACGUGGAAUAUACUGGUCAGAGCUGUCAUCAAAUAUGGACCUAUUCAAAUAUGAUCUUUUAGAAUCCCUCUUGGUAAUAUCUUCUUUGCCUCAAUUCCGCACGAUAGAUUUCUGUUUCCAUGACCUAUAUUUUCACCUGAUUUUGUUCGAUCUUACUAUAAUAACACCUAUGUAGUUUCUCUCAUGUCAACCGUUGUGUUUGCUUGAGGGCAUAAUCAAGAAUUGCAGAUUGAUUCCGAUGUUUAGAAUUUCAGUAAUACCAACUGCUUUCAUAUUU